Messenger RNA from Siniperca chuatsi (mandarin fish), 1513 nucleotides. RefSeq names its product cytochrome c oxidase subunit 4 isoform 2, mitochondrial. The transcript is spliced from 5 exons. Lineage: Eukaryota; Metazoa; Chordata; Actinopteri; Centrarchiformes; Sinipercidae. Gene Ontology annotation, biological process: mitochondrial electron transport, cytochrome c to oxygen. The coding region runs from base 679 to 1209 and encodes 176 amino acids. The record is from RefSeq and is a predicted model, not a curated record.
GCUGGUGACUGCUGGCCCCUGAGAGGCCCCUGCUCCUGGGCUCACCGCCAGACAACUAUGGGACAAUGGUGGCCUGGUGCCAACCUGCACUUGUGGAGGCGUUAGUUAUGGUCAAAUGUUGCAGCUUAUCUCUAUCUUUCUUUACUUUCUUAUUUCCACAAACCUCCGUCUAACUUUCUCACACACAUGCGCACGCUCUCACAUUCCCCGCCUACUGUAAAAUAUAGUCCCCUCUGUGUCCUACUGUAACCUCACCUAAAGCGACCCCGUCGUCUCUGCUCUGUCUGCACAAGAGCUGUGAUGAGAGCGUGGAGGAGAGUGAGAAGGGUGAAUGAGAGGGAAAUGAGAGAGAAAGUAUCUUUGUGUUCUGCAGCUAAACUCAACCCACUAUCUCUUUCUGACUCCGCCAGUCCUGUCACAUGCUUUGUUAGAUUGUUUACUUGCACUGGUCUGGUCUCUCCCUCUUCCAAGCUCCCUCCCUCUCCCUCUCCCUCUCUCUCUCUCUUCUUCCCAUCCAGCCUGUCUUACCCGCCCACCAGUAGGUUCCUGCUUAAUGGUAUGUGGCGAUAAGAGCAGAGAAGAAACAGGAAAGAAGGCCUAAACACCCCUUUUUUCUCAAGAUUUGGUCUUUUGCUGUUGCAUCUUCUAAUCCUGCAGUUUCACUUUCUUCAGACUAACAUGCUCCACCUUACUGCAGGGCGCGUGGGAAGCCUCGUGGCCAGGCGCGCGACACUGGCCCUGACCACCAGCAGCGCGAGGAUGGCGAGCCACGGGCACGAGGUGGCAGAGUCAGUGGACAUGUCUCAGCCGAUGUACUGCGACCGUCUGGACACCCCUCUGCCUGACAGGCCCUACAAAGAUGUGCUGACUGGUGCUGACAAGAGCCUGAAACAGAAAGAGAAAGGGCCCUGGAGCCAGCUGACCAAAGAGGAGAAGAUUGCCUUGUACCGGCUGGCGUUCUGUCAGACCUACCCAGAGAUGAAGCAGCUGACAGGAGAGUGGAAGACUGUUGUGGGCGGUAUCUUCAUCUUUCUGGGCUUCACUGGCCUGGUGGUCUGGUGGCAGAGAGUCUAUGUCUACCCUGAGCGCCCCAGGACCUUUGAGGACGAGUGGCAGGCCAAACAGCUCAAGAGGAUGUUGGACAUGAGGGUCAACCCCAUUGAAGGCUUCUCAGCCAAGUGGGACUAUGAGAAGGGCCAGUGGAAGUAAAGAGACGGCCGGACUGUGGCUGAGGCUGGGACAGAGUCCGGACCUGUCGCCUCAGAGCAUGGAUUUCCACUCUGUGAAGCUGCUGUUGAAGUCAGUCUCAAUUUGAAUGUUGCAUUAUAACUGUUAAAACCACUAGAAAGAUGGAGCGUAUCCACCGUCAACAUCUCUGGGGUCAUUUUACUCUGUGCCACCUCUGGCUCUCAGUCAGUAGCCUCUUCUCCAACCACUGCAGCCUGCUGUCAUGGUGAUAACUGUGUCCGUCCUGUUGAAGCCUUAUGAUAAUAAAGUUUUGCUUAUGUCUCUG